This is a messenger RNA of Colletotrichum graminicola M1.001, 1863 nucleotides long. RefSeq names its product PHD-finger domain-containing protein. NCBI's taxonomy places the organism in Eukaryota, Fungi, Ascomycota, Sordariomycetes, Glomerellales, Glomerellaceae. Bases 1 to 1863 code for a protein of 620 amino acids. Gene Ontology annotation, cellular component: Rpd3L complex; Rpd3L-Expanded complex. The record is from RefSeq and is a predicted model, not a curated record. The transcript has 3 exons. Gene Ontology annotation, biological process: negative regulation of silent mating-type cassette heterochromatin formation; negative regulation of rDNA heterochromatin formation.
AUGGCACCCCCCUCUCCUCGGCGUUCUUCACGAGCCCGAGGCAACACAGUCUCUCAGUCACAGCAAUCUUCAACAACGUCGAGUCUCUCGAGUCGGGGCGAAAGGACCACCAGAUCCCUCAACAAGACCUCUUCCGCCAAAUCUACCCCAAGCGCUUCGCUCUCUUCAGAACCGCCCGAAGACCUUGACGACGCCCUCCCUUCGCGACGCCGAACUCGUGCUCAAGAGGACGCCCGCGACAAGGCUCGUGCCGACCCCUACGAUAUGGCUACCGCCAGCGACGACGUACAGGAGGACGACGAGUCUGUGCGAUGUGUCUGUGGCUUCGACGAAUACCCGGGGCCUCCGCCUUUUGAGGGGGAUUCUAAGCACGGGAAGCACAAUCCAGAGGCAGACUUCUUCGCCAGUAUCGAGUUGUCAGAUGAGGUCUCUGGUCUUUUUGUCCAGUGCGACGUCUGCAAAGUCUGGCAGCAUGGUGCUUGCGUUGGUAUCUUCACUGAAGAAAGUUCCCCUGACGAAUACUUUUGUGAGAAAUGUCGCAAGGAUUUGCACAAGAUCCAUGCGGCCAUCAAUGGGCAACGAUAUUCCAACUACCUUCCACUCAACCGCCCCUCGCGCGCCACGUCUCGGGCUGCCUCGCUAGUCAAGGAUGGCACCCGGUCGCCCAAGGAAACAAGCAAGAAUGGACGUGCUUCGUCUGCGACCCAAGCCUCGAAAAGAAGGUCGACAAUGAACAGCCGGGACGCUGCAUACGAUGAGGAUGAGCAGCUGCGACGGGCCAUUGAAGCUAGCAAAGAAGAAACCGCUCUGGAUCAAACAGAGCCUGGGACAAGACGAGCGAAGCGAGGUCGCAGCGGUAGCGAGGAGAAUUCAACGAGUUUGAAGAGACAACGGACAAGCUCCCCAUCAAUGUCGCCGCCUCCUGAGAAGACCGAGGCCAUUGAAGAUGACACAGACGAGGAAAACAGCGCACGGAAUGGCCAAUCAAAGAAGCCUCGUGGUGCCCGGACUCAACGUGAAAAGUCGGAGCGCGAAGAGCGCGACAGGCAACGGGCAGAGGCGGCAAAUCGACGAAAGGGUCGUGCAGACCGGAGACGAGCUGAGGGUACAACCCCCGCGAAUCCGGGCAAGGAACCUGAAGCUCAUGUGGGCGCAGAAUCAGAUCCGUCGGAAGAGGUCCCUCCCGCACCACCUCGCCUUGCUGUCAAGCCCAGUACGGAGGCGGCGGCGCCCCCACUAGCGCCUGUCGAAGCACCCCCAUCCUCUGCGCCGACCCCAGACACGCCGCCAGCGAACCAGGCGCCAGUUGGCAGCUCGCACAAGAAGACCAGUCGCAACAACCAGAAAAGAGGCAAAGGCAGGAAUCAGUACACUAAGGACCGCGACGACAACGAAGACACUCCAGCUCGAUCGAUGUCAAGAGAUAUUGGGAGGAAUCAUGAUGAUCACACUGGCGCCGGCAUAACAAAACACUCCCAUACGGAUAACCCUAAGCACAGUGCAAGGAGCAAGGCAAACAGCACCCACAGCAAAGUGUCGAUGAACGACAUGAAGCGCAGAGUUUCGGCGUUCCUCGACUUUAUAUCCAAGACACAGGUUGAGUUGGCGGCUGAGGCACUUCCGGGGUCAAGAAGCAGCCAAAACAGCUCUCAACAGCAAAGCCCCCGCGUAAAGGCUGCGUCGGAUGGACCCAAAAUCAACAUCAACGGCAACGACAAAGCGGAGUUGCAGAAUUCCCCCAUCACCAACACGGCAGACGAGAACAGAUCCGAGACUAAAGAGUUCAAGGCGCUUAACUGCGUAGAGAUGAUGGAUGUCCUCACUCGGGAUCUGUUGAGGUGGCAGAAUCAGUAUGCAUCCUGA